This is a messenger RNA of Branchiostoma belcheri (Belcher's lancelet), 4561 nucleotides long. RefSeq names its product polypeptide N-acetylgalactosaminyltransferase 12-like. The transcript has 14 exons. Gene Ontology annotation, cellular component: Golgi apparatus. The record is from RefSeq and is a predicted model, not a curated record. The coding region runs from base 285 to 2027 and encodes 580 amino acids. Lineage: Eukaryota; Metazoa; Chordata; Leptocardii; Amphioxiformes; Branchiostomatidae.
UACUGACAUGGCCGCCGUCGCUACCUGAAUACUACCUGACGCUCUCUCACCUGACGUACAACUCACCUCCACGACGUCAACACGUUCACCUUUACGCAGCGGUCAUCAUCAGCGGAAGUCCGUGGGAACGAGAAGAGCGGAAGUGCGUGGGAACGUGCAGCUCGUGAACUGAAGGAUGCGGCAGACGUCUUUACGGACUUCUAACCGUGACGUCACAACAUCUGCUGCUGCUGACCUCUACACAGCGUCUUCUUACCACAAGCUGGUGAGGUGACGUCAUCGCGAUGCCGAUCCUGAGGCGCCGGUCGGUGCUGCUCCAGCUGGGCGCCGCGGUCUCGCUCCUGUGUUUCCUCUACCUUAUCGCACAGAACCGCGUGCACAAAAGGACUAGAAACUCCGCCAGGAGACCCCCCCUGGACGACUUCGACCUUUCGAACAAUAUCGGUGACGUGGUUCCGGAAAAUGGCGACCCGUACUUCCGGCCGAAAGUCCGGAGGCCGCCUCCGGAACCGGGCGCACCCGGGGAGUACGGGAAGGGAGUUUCGUUAACACUCACGGAGGAGGAGAAGAAGUUGGAGGACGCCGGCUACAAGCAGCACGCGUUUAACGAGUACGCCAGCAGCAAGAUAUCUCUACAUAGGAGACUACACGAGGCAAGGCAUGCAGAGUGUAAAGACAUCAGGUAUCCGCACGACCUCCCCACCACAAGUGUCAUCGUCACCUUCCAUAACGAGGCGUGGUCCACCCUCCUAAGAACCGUGCACAGCGUCUUGGAGACGUCUCCGGCAAGGCUGCUUGAGGAGGUGAUUCUGGUGGAUGACUUCAGCGAACUGGAACACCUGAAGGAACCCUUAGAGAUGUACCUGUCCCAGCUGAAGUACGUGCGGCUGGUCAGGACCACUCGGAGGGAGGGACUCAUCAGGGCCCGCUUACUGGGGGCUGCGCACGCGCGGGGAGAGGUCCUCACCUUCCUGGACUCCCAUUGUGAAUGUCACGAGCAGUGGCUGGAACCAUUGCUGGCCCGGAUUGCCGAAAACCGGUCCAAUGUCGUGACGCCGGUGAUCGACGUGCUGGACUGGAAGACGUUCGAGUACCAACACACCAUGGAGGUGCAGCGCGGCAUCUUCGACUGGCGACUGACGUUCACCUGGGGACUGAUCCCGGAGUACGAGCGGAGCAGGAGGAAGUCUCCCGUAGACCCCGUCAGGUCUCCGACUAUGGCGGGCGGCCUGUUCGCCAUCGACAAGUGGUACUUCGAGCACAUCGGCACGUACGACGCCGGCAUGGACGUCUGGGGAGGCGAGAACCUCGAGAUGUCAUUCAGGAUCUGGCAAUGUGGAGGGAACCUGGAGAUCAUGCCCUGCUCACGAGUGGGUCACGUGUUCAGACCUCGUUCCCCUCACUCGUUCCCGAAGAAGAACGAAGUCCUGGUGAACUCGCUGCGGCUGGCGGAGGUCUGGAUGGACGAUUACAAGGAGAUUUUCUACAGGAGGAACCCGCACGCAAAAACGGAAAGGUACGGUGACGUGUCCGCCAGGUUGGACCUGAAGGACAAGCUCCACUGCAAGCCGUUCAAGUGGUUCAUGGAGACCAUCAUGCCGGACAUGUACGUUCCCGAGGACAGGCCAGGCCGGUCGGGCGCGUUACGAAACAGUGCCUCAAACCUCUGCUUUGACUCCGAGGGCGCAGAGAAUGCCGGGAAGAGGCCCACUAUGUGGGGAUGUCACGGGAUGGGCGGGAAUCAGUAUUUUGAGCUGAACGGUCGCGAGGAGCUGCGGCACAACACUGGCGGGAAGGAGAUGUGUGUGGAGGCGCAGGGGGGCGAGUUCGUGGUGCUGAUGCACUGCGCCUCGGGAAACAACGUUCCGGCUCAGCAGAAAUGGCAGAUCAGAGGGGACGGAUCCGUUUACAACGCCUACCACAGCAAGUGCCUGCACUUUGACCCCGAGGAGCGGCAGGAGAAGAAAGAGGUCAAGGCCGUCCGCUGCACCGGGCAGGACUCGCAGCGAUGGAGGUUCGACGCCUGAGAAAAACAAAAACGAAAUGGUGACGCGAAACCUUUGGAAAAAUGUAGAGAAUUUUGUAAUUUUAGCCUCCAAUCUGUUGUUUGCAACACUAGAUUUUAAGUGGAGCUGGUCCGGUCGCGUUACAAAAAUAAAAAACACGGACAACGAAAUGGUGACGCGAAAUCUUUGGAAAGAUGUAGACAAUUUUGUAAUCUUAGCCUAAAAUCUAUUGACUGUUUGCAACACAAGUUUGCCACUAGGUCUUCUUCAGGAGGAUUGACCCAGCCGCGUUGCACACGUGACACCAUUGCUUACGUUAAGCCUCCAAUAGGUCACGUGAUCGAUAUGGGUCAGCCAUCUUGAAGAAGAGGGAAAAAUUGGUGAAACUUGAAAAGACACGUUUCUCAACGAAAAUUGGCGACCAGAGGGUGUGAGGACCUCUCCAAAAGACAUUUCAAAUCGGUUUUAUGAGUAGUUUCUUUAUUUAGCGGGGUAAAUUUUUACUAAUACGCAGACUGUCGAAAAUUCCGGGGUGCGUGCAGGUCAACAUCUACAGGAGAUUAAGUUUCAGAAAUGACUGCCCAAGAAAAUCUCAAAAGGCCACAGUUGUACCAAUUGGUGAUUUUUGCAAAGUCUGUACCUUUUGUGCAUUGUUAUGCACGCGCUGUGUAAAGCAAAGCCGUAGCCAAACCUAGCAAUUUAUAGUGGAAAGCGUGACAACUAUUGAAAUGUCCAAUUCAUAAAUAGCAGUUGGUACUGAAUAAAUUGGUAAUAAAUUUGUAAUGGUACGUGCAAAAUUGACACACCAAAAGUGCAAAAUUGACACACCAAAAGUGCAACUUUAGUGUCUACUAGUAUUUUCAUCUUUCUUGCUGAUUUUCUGUAAUAAGUAGGUGCUGUUUUUUUUCCUGUAAAUGAUUUUAGUAUUGAGGACCAGAAACGCCCUAGUAUCAAACUGCAGUGAUAAGUCAAUAAGACAAAACUAACGCAUUAAAAACGUAAAUGUUUUAUUAAAAAAAAGAAAUCAGGUAAAACAUGAUGACGAUGUAAAUAUUUCAUAAAGAGGAAAUUUAUGGUGCAAUCUUAUAUAAGAUUUCUACAAAACCUUCUACUUUCUUAAUUGUCCACCUGUGGAGAUAUAAAGAUCCCAUUGUGCCUCAAUAGAACAUGCUGCAACACUAAUGAUGAUACAAAUGGCAGUGUUUUCACCGGGCCUUUUGAGCAUACUGGCUCUAUAUUCUGUGAUUUGGACCCCUAUGCUGUGAUUUGGACCUUAUGCUGUGAUUUGGGCGCCCUAUGCUGUCUUUCAACCAGCAUAGGGGUGUUUUUUUUUAUAAAUCUGGCAAAAAAUGAAAAUAUUAUUUUAGAAUGAAGCUAAGCUUAACUUUACAACAUCUGUCCAAAUAAGCAAGAAAUAGUGUCUCAGGGGGUUAUGAGUUUCAAUUUUUUUGGCUCAAUGCGCGACGCGACGCAAAAGUUGCUCUAUUAAAUCUGUACCUGACCCUUAGGCUGUAAAAAAAUCCUGGUGAGAACACUGAAUAAUGACUGUUGCAUCCAGAACCGCGCCUUAUACAGAACCAAGGCUCAGGCACGGUUCUGGAUAGUUCAAAUUUCUCGUUGCGGUAGGCAGAACGCCUGAUCUUUGACAUAUCAGAAUGUUGUGACUGUUGUCAUGGAAACAUAUCAUGAGCUUUGUGACUAAGGUCGUUUGUACGUGACGUCACAACUACCGCCAUCCUGGCUGGUUAAACCCAAAAGAGUCAGGCCUGGACAUUUGUAUAAUGUAUGCGUGACUGUGGUUGGUAUACAGAUGUAAGGUUCCCAGGCAAGCUCUGGGUUUAAACACCCAACAUGGCGGACCAUUCUAGGUCACGUGAGUGCAAACCCAAUUCGGAUUAAAAAGGAACUUAGUAUUUUAUAUAAAAACGAUCUUCACUACUGGUUAUUAUUACAUACCAAACACUUUAUCUUGUAGAAGCAUUGCAUAAAGACCAAUGCACAUUUUUAGAGUAGGGAUUAUGUUUUAUUCCAUUUUUGGUUGAAUGUUUGGUUUUCUUGUCGUGAAGAUUAGGCAUACAUUAAUAAAAUGUCACUUCAGAAGAAGCCAAAAGUUCGACUGAUUUUACAUCAAAAGACGGCACUAUCCAAAUCUUCAUCAGCCAAAAGCUGGAGCAGUCAGCUAUCAGUAAAACUGCUCGAAAGUUACAUGUAAUUUGGUCGUCUGUUAUCAUUAAUAACUCUAAACAUUCGUCAGUUUUUACUGCUCAUGAAUGCUGGUUUGCUCAAACAGACCAUAAUCAUGGAAGAAUUGUUUUAGUCCUGAUGAUAAAACUAUGUUGCAGUGAAUGAUUUUAGUUAUAGUCCAAAAGUGCAUUUCGUCGAAGAACUCCAUUUAUUCCUGUUUGACUUAUUGUAUUAUCUAGUUCCCAUGUUUCGACGUCAAAUGUAAGGAACUGUAAUGGAAGCCACCGUAGCAGGCUUAUAGAACUGGGGAUUUGGUGGUCUUCGGCUGUUUUCUGAUUAGCCCAGUUCACAAAACGGUGGUAAUUCAACCA